Eleginops maclovinus (Patagonian blennie) is the source of this 3274-nucleotide messenger RNA. It is a transcript of the gene foxm1, whose product is annotated as forkhead box M1. Bases 239 to 2260 code for a protein of 673 amino acids. Lineage: Eukaryota; Metazoa; Chordata; Actinopteri; Perciformes; Eleginopidae. Gene Ontology annotation, biological process: G2/M transition of mitotic cell cycle; regulation of transcription by RNA polymerase II; regulation of cell population proliferation. Gene Ontology annotation, molecular function: RNA polymerase II transcription regulatory region sequence-specific DNA binding; DNA-binding transcription factor activity. The record is from RefSeq and is a predicted model, not a curated record. Gene Ontology annotation, cellular component: nucleus. The transcript is spliced from 9 exons.
CGGAUGUGGCACCCACAGCGCCAAAAUUCAAAAAGUUAUUGAGUCGACCAGGCAGCAUGUAAAUAAGACUAAAUGAACUAUUAUAAAUAUUACGGAUCAUUUGAUUUUACAUCGAUUAUGUGCCAAUUGUUUCAACUAUUAGCAGGAGACAAGCCACGCGGAAUUGCCUGAAACAUCACAGUAAUAUGAAGCUGUACAGAAUACCAUUGAACACCUAGGAGCUUUUUCUUAUGAUUAGAUGAUCAUGAGACGGAGCCCAAGGAGACCCCUGAUCCUCAGAAGAAGAAAGUUGCCCUUUCAGCAAAAUGAUCCGCCAGCUGCUGAAUUGCAAAGCCAAGAUGGUGCAUUGGGCUCCAAAGAACCUUCAAAACCAGCUGCCAGUCAGAGAUUCCCUGAUGGUAUCCGUAUUAUGGAUCACCCUUCCAUGUCUGACACACAGGUGGUUGUUGUCCCCAAAACAGCAGACCUUCAAAGUGUUAUCCGUGCCCUCACUGCCAAAGGCAAAGAGUCUGGAGUCCAGGGGAGGAACAAGUUCAUCCUUCUGAGUGAGAAUAGCAGCCGGGACAAUGGAUCUUUUUGCCAGCCUGCUGCUGAAGGGGAUGACAGCUCUACAGUUGAUCAAACAGUGAAAGCAGAAACCAUGCACAGCUCCCCUGAUGCUAAACAUCUCACUGGAAUUAAAGCAUUGAAUAAGGAACUGGAGUGUGGUCCUUUAGACGACAGCCUCACCAAUAUUCAGUGGCUCGGCAGAAUGAACACAUGUGGCUUCCAACCAGAUCCUGUCAAGCAGAUGGCCAAAAAGGAGAACCUAACCAUGAGUUCAGAGACUUUUCAGGCCCAAAAUGCACUAAUUGAUGCAGAGUCGGCUCAGCAGCCCAUGUCAGAGCGCCCACCGUACUCAUACAUGGCCAUGAUCCAGUUUGCUAUCAACAGUGGGAAGAGCAGGAGGAUGACACUGAAAGAGAUUUACAUGUGGAUCGAAGACCACUUCCCUUACUUCAGAGAGGUGGCCAAACCAGGAUGGAAGAACUCCAUCCGCCAUAACCUCUCUCUACACGAUAUGUUUAUUCGUGAGACGUCACCAGAUGGUAAAAUUUCUUUCUGGACUAUCCGACCCGAGGCCAACCGAUGCCUAACUCUUGAUCAGGUGUACAAGACUGGCUGUGACCCAAUGGCCGCUCCUGUUCCGGUUCCAAUGCUUUUAUUUUCCCACCAACAACAAAAGAGGAUGCUUCCUGAUGCAAGAAAAACACCAAUUAGCUCUGAGAGAAGGAUGAAACCUCUUCUCCCUCGCACCGAUUCUUACUUGGUUCCCAUCCAGCUGCCCGUCAGCUCCUCCAUCUACCUGCCGUCUGCCCCGUUCCCCCCCUCUGGCUCACAGCAGAAACGGUUCACUUCGCGAGCAGCCAAGAGAGUGCGGAUAGCUCCUAAGGUGACACAAAGCGACGUCCCAGCAGUAGUGAUGCAUCCUCAGAAGAAUGAGGACCUCAGGGUGGAGGUGAAGGAGGAGCCGAUGUGUGUCUCGAUCAAAUGCGAGACUCCUAAAGCCCCUCCGAAGAGACAAGCCAGCAGCUCUCGACGCAAACAGCGGCUGGUUCACUCUCUGAACGAGGAGCCUGUCCUCCUCUGCCCCGAUAACACUUUCUUGGACUCCGGUGUGGUCUCCGAUGCUUCCACCUUCCAGGAGAUGCUGACCAUGGAGCUAGACGAGCAUCAGGAGGAGGAGCAGCAGAGCCCGGAUCGUGGCUUCUCCUCCUCCAAGACCCCCAUAAAAAGCAGCAGCCACCUGACCUCCUCCACGCCCAGCAAGCCUCCCUCUCUCGCCUUACCCGAGCCCUGGAAGGUGACCCCCGUGGGCAAAGGGAACCAAAGUGCUCUAGACUUUAGUCCCAUCCGCACACCAGGCGGUCCUGCAGUGACACCACGGCACGAUUACACCACCUUCAGCUUCAACAGCACUCCCUUUAAAGACUGGCCCCUGUUUAGCUCCCCAAGAGAGCUGCUCACAGGCGCUCUCUCCCAUGCAGCCACAGACUCUUCCAUGGAGUGCCUCAGAAGCAACUGCUCCAGAGAGCUGCUCCAGGCCGGAGCUGGUGCCACAACGCCCGCUAACCGCUCCAUCACGGAUGGCCUCGUCCUGGAUACAAUGAACGACAGCCUGAGGGAGAUCCUCGUGGACAUCAGCUUCUCUGAUCUGGUUGAGGAGGACCUGGGUAUGGCUAAUAUCAGCUGGUCCGAGUUCAUCCCUCAAUUUAAGUAGAGUAAGGGCUAAAAAAUGUUCAAACACUAAAGGAGAAAAUGGAGAGAAGAGUUCCAUUUGGGUGUUCCUCUCCACUUUCUAGCUUUCUCCUCGGGUCUUUCAUUUACUGGUUCCUUUGAAUAUCUUCCUGUUUUUAUUUUGAUCAUUUUAUUUUACCUAUCAUAUCCGUGUAUACUUUCGAUGGAUUACUAAAGACGAGAAGUUUGUAUGUAUGUGAAUUUACACUUAUGUAUGUUGAUUUGCACAUUUUAAUAUAUAAUUUAGCUUUUGCGUAUGUAAAUGUAAAGACAAUAUAUUGCCUGAUAAGCCAGCCAAGCGAAUCAACUUGUAAAUUGAGACAUUAUUAGCAAUAAACAUGGCAGAGUAAUACAAGUAGCACUAACAGCAAUAGGAUUAAUAGUAUCUUCACCACAGAGAGCUAUAUUCUGCAUGCAGUGACUCCUUGUGUUUUAUGGAGCAAUAUUCUAAAUAUUUUGUGUCUAUCUAGCGCGCAUUGUUAUAGUUUUCAGACGCAAUUGUAUUUUCCAGAAUAGCUUUUGCAGAACCAUCUUUGGAGUGCAGAAUGGUAGAUAUGCCGCAUUCUGAAAAUGCCACAGAAUAAUGUUUGGCUUUAAUAUUUCCUCCGAGUUUGUCAGAAUGCGUGUUUUCUAUGUUAGAGGGAUUGCAUUGUAAUCUGUAUACAAUUGGUGCAGAAGAGCGAGCAAGAGUGAAGCGUUGUGGUUUGUAGCAGACAGAUUUCUAAGCAUGUGCCUUGUUCUGUUUUCUGAAGUUGGUGUUUUUUUGACUAUACAAAUAAAUCUGCUGAUGUUGGCACAUUACACAGCAUGAAAUACUUUUUAUUUAUUAUUUUUCUUGACUGAAGUAAGCUUUGAUUUGCCUCAUUAACAAUUUCAAAAUGUAAAUAAAGGUUUUUCCAGCCGUACACAAACUAUACUAACCCUUCUACUGCGUUUGCAUUUGUUAAACUACAUAGCAAUGCCUAAUUAUUUUUACUUGAAUAAAAGGUGAAAAUUA